CGGCUUCCAAUUGCGAUGGCACUACACUUACAUAUCAGGACAAUCAUCUAAAUUUCGGUUACGCAUCCCUGCAUCAACCUCCGGACACCUUUGCAACUGCACAACCUAGUAACUAUGAAGGCAAUAGUCUGCGAAGGUCUUGGUGAUGCUUGUGCGCCCUUGGGCACGGGCGUGCUGCGCCUCGCGGAGUUGCCUGCACCAAAGCUGGCACCUGGAAGCGCCAGGAUCCAAGUCGUUAGCGCCAGUCUUAACUUCCCUGACGCUCUACAAAUAAAGGGCGAAUACCAGGACAAGCCCAAGUUGCCCUUCAUUCCUGGCUCCGAAGUCUCUGGGGUCGUGUUGGAGGUUGCUGAUGGCGUCAAGCACAUCCGCGUGGGGGACAAGGUGUGUGCCGUACGACAGGGAGGGGCGUUCGCGGAGCAAGUGGUGGCACCCGCGGCGGCCGUCUGGAAGCUACCCGACACGGUGCCCCUAGAGGACGCCGCCGCCAUCCCGAUCGUGUACGGCACCGCUGAUGUGGCGCUUCGGCACCGCGCGCAACUCAAAGCAGGCCAGACGGUGUUGAUCCUGGGUGCUGCUGGCGGUGUGGGCCUAGCGGCGCUGCAGCUCGCCCUCGCAGCAGGGGCGCGAGCGGUGGCGGCGGCGGCGGGGGCGGACAAGGCGGCCUUCCUCCGUCAGCAGGCGGACACAUGGGCUGAGGGGGCGGGGGGGGCGGGGCGGGUGGUGGUGCUGGAUACGGCGGCUCUGGCGGCGGAGGGGCGGGCGCUGCAUCGGGCGGUGAAGGAGGCGGCGCCGAAGGGUGUGGAUGUCGUGUUCGACCCGGUGGGCGGACCGCUGCUGUCGGAGUCGCUCAAGUGUGUGGCCUGGGGGGCGCAGUACCUGGUGAUCGGCUUUGCGAGUGGGGACAUACCCAAGGUCCCCGCCAACCUGCUGCUUGUCAAGAACACCACCCUGCACGGCGUCUUCUGGGGCUCCUACCUGGCGCAGCAACCCCGCGUCAUCGCCGACUCCAUGCGCCACCUCAUGGCGGCUUUCGGGGCGGGGCGGCUGCGGGUGGAGGUGUACGGCAGGUACCCGCUGGAUCGCGUGACGGAGGCGUUUGGCGCCAUUCUGGACCGGCGGGUUCGGGGCAAGGUGCUGCUGAGCAUCGGAGCUCCGCAGGGGGGGCAGCAGGGGGGGCAGUUGUUGUCCAAGCUAUGAAAGGUGAUGGGGUGGUAACACGGUACGACGGGAGAAGCAGGGGGGGCUUUUGUACUGUUGUUCGCUGUUGUUCGCUGACUUUGCAGGGAGUUUCGGAGUUGGGGGGUUAAGAACACUUGAAGAGCAGUUUAUUGCAGGCCGUGCCUGAGCGCAAGGGCAGUAGCAACAACAGUAGAGAAGCGAGGGGCAGGGGGGGGGGCACGGACAGAGCGUUGAUUUGGCCACAUGGGUGGGGACUUCGUGCACCUGAAGCAUUUGCAUGUGUUUCCAUCGAGUAUUCAACGCUUACCUUAUCAUGAUUGUAUGAGUACGGAGACAGUCUGCGACAUGACAUAUGCACGGGAGAGAAUUGCACAGCCGUUUCGCUGUCGUUGUUGCUGGUUAGUAGGAUGCGUUUGGCAAGGGAAGCGGCUGCCGUAGGAAUGGUAACGGCACAUGCCCACUUAGCUUUCCUUUCACGAUUCCGCAUGCAAGGGAUUCUCAGAGCUGGG
Astrephomene gubernaculifera is the source of this 1691-nucleotide messenger RNA. The record is from the annotation of a GenBank genome assembly. Lineage: Eukaryota; Viridiplantae; Chlorophyta; Chlorophyceae; Chlamydomonadales; Astrephomenaceae.